This is a messenger RNA of Leishmania braziliensis MHOM/BR/75/M2904, 930 nucleotides long. RefSeq lists its product as hypothetical. The record is from RefSeq and is a predicted model, not a curated record. The coding region runs from base 1 to 930 and encodes 309 amino acids. The transcript has a single exon. NCBI's taxonomy places the organism in Eukaryota, Euglenozoa, Kinetoplastea, Trypanosomatida, Trypanosomatidae.
AUGCGAGGCCGUAUCGUCGAUCAUCCACCAUUCCUGAAGAUUCCGGAGAGCUUCGCACCGCUACUUGAACGCCCCUUUGCGAUGGAGUAUGUUAAUGUGGAAGCGGCGAUACAACUUGUCAAGCAUCGAUCAUAUGCAAGCCGACUUACCUCAUCGCCGCCCGCCAGUGUCGCCCGCACCGAGGAUUUCGACGAAGAGGCGCAAUUGCGCCUGUACACCUGCCCUGUGUGCGCUCAGGGUGGACCUCAGCCUUGCGCGGUAAUUCAGCGUAUCCUUCAGAGAGCGAGGCGGAACUUCAUGUCAACCAAGUUUGGAGCGGCUCUCAUGCAGCCGGCGCUGGUUGUGGAGUCGUUGCUGCGGCUUGCGCUAGUGUUUGAUGCAAAGCAGAGCUCCUUGCGCUUGCGCAUUCUGGCGGAGCAGAGCCCUCGUGUGGUGCAUCUUGUCGAGGAAUACCUGUGUGGCGAGGGGUAUCACCUUCCGCUGCCCCCCGUUACAGCGCACGAGGACUGGGCUGCGCUCAACGCUAUGCUGAGGUUCGACGCCAUCCGCGACAACAAAACCCGCGUCAUCACGGACUUGUCGAAGCACUGGAAGAAGCGGCGCACUCAGUUUGAGCAGUUUAUCCACUUUUUUGCCUUCCGCGACGCGCGGCCGGUGCGGCCAGCCAAGAACAUCAUCACACAGUCGGUUAAACCCGGCAUGGUGGCCAUGCUGACAGGGGAUAUUCUGGCCAUGGCUCUUCUCCACCGCCUAGGCUUCUUUAUUCCGCCAGACUACUACUGGACAGUCUUCCCGUUCUUGCGCCAGGCGCUUGGUGAAGGCACUUUGGUGUGUGACGUUGUGCGGCACCUCGGGCUCUACCUUUCCUCGGCACAGCCAGCGGAUAUGUACAACCCGGUGGAGGAGCCGAAUCAGGCCUACCUGCGCUGA